CGACAAAGGAAGUGAAUACAUCAGUUAGCAGUUCGCUCUCAACAGCGGCAGAGUUACAUAAGGUAAAAGCAUUGAAUAAGUGACUGCACCUUUCACGGUUGCCUAAUGGAUUCUCCGAGGCACGAUAAGAAGACCAACCUAAACCGAGAGCAGAAGAACAGCCAGAGGCAGUCAUCCGCUCCUCGUCAGAAAGAUGCCUAUGCUAGGCUUCUCAGUCAGCACAACAGCAGCAAAUUCAGUCAGUAUCUGGAACAAUAUGCAAGGGACACGUUAUUUCAAAGAGAGGGAAAUGGCCCAAGCACACAAGCCCAGAGUGACAGGCUUAAUAUCCCACAGCAAAAGAGGGAUCAAGUGCCCUAUGAUUUCUCUGAUUCAAGUGAUUUUUCCCCUUCAUCAAUGAAAAGUAUAGCAGAUGAGAGUUCGCUGUCUUUGUACAUGGAAAAACUGAACACCCGCAGUGCUCCACAGGACUGUGAGAGAAAGCAAGGCAUGUCUGACAGACAGCACCGGGGACAGAGAAGAGACACCACCACAAGCCAAGAUGGUGAUAUCGAGUCUGGUGAGGAACUCAUCUCUCUAAAACCCAACGACUCAAAAAGACAACAGAAGCAGCAAAAGAAAAAUAAAGGACCCAAGGAGAUGGACUCAUUUGUUGGAUCCCCCCAGUCCCCCAAAGCCAGUACAAGUGGACAAGAGCAAGAGAGGAUGAAGUCGAAGAAAAAAAAUCAGGCGAAGCACCAAGAGGAGGACAAAAGUAAGGAAGGGGUGUCGACACCUGGGUCUGACACUCAGAUGGCAAGGCCGAAGUCCCCUCAUGGCAGGGACAAAACACUGCAGCAGCUCAGAGCUUCCAGUGCCAACUCUCCUGCUGACAAGAAUAGGAGCAAAGGAGGCAGAGGAUCUAAGAAACAAGUGUUUGAGCCCUACAUGACACUUGAGGAGGUGUCCCAUGGCCUUAAAAGAGGAGAGCUCAUUCAGGGUCAAAUAAGAAUCAACCCAAAGAAAUACCAUGAAGCUUUCAUCCCAUCUCCUGAUGAUACCAGGGAUAUAUUUCUGGAUGGGAUUGUAGUUCGAAACAGAGCGUUGAAUGGAGAUAUAGUGGUGGUACAAAUCCUUCCUCGAGAACAGUGGAAGGUUGUGAGGUCGGAUACUGACUGUGAGGGUGCCAGUGAGUCAGAGAGCCAAAGGGAGAAUACAGCGAAGAAGAGGACAGCACAACUCACACCAAGGCCGGGUGCUAAUGCUGAAGAGCAGUGCAGUGACCAAGACGAGUUCAUCAGAAAAGUUCAGAACACUCUCACUGAAACAGGAGAACCUCUAGAAGACCCCUCAACCCCGAGAUCCAAUGGGGAAAUACUCCAAAAGACCGCUAAAGUGGUGUACAUUGUCGAAAAGAAACACUCAAGAGCUGUCACAGGCUUCCUCAAAUUCCUGCCCGAUAAAACCUUUGCCAUGUUCUCCCCUGUCGACCACCGGGUGCCACGGAUCAACAUUCCCCUCACUGACUGUCCGGAAAACUUUCAUUCCCGCCCUGGAGAUUACACCAACACCUUGUUCAUAUGUCGGAUUACAAAUUGGGCAGCCGACAGCAACUUUGCAGAAGGUCGACUCGCCAAGACUUUGGGUCAGGCUGGAGAGAUCGAGCCAGAGACAGAGGGCAUCCUGACAGAGUACGACGUAGAUUCGUCUGAGUUUUCAGAUGAGGUGUUAGACUGCCUGCCCAAGAACCUGCCUUGGACCAUCCCACCUGAGGAGAUGAGGAAGAGAAGGGAUUUGAGGAGAGAGUGCAUCUUCACCAUUGACCCGUCCACUGCCAGAGACCUGGACGAUGCUCUGUCCUGCAGACUACUUCCUGAUGGAAACUUUGAGGUUGGAGUCCACAUUGCUGAUGUUAGUUAUUUUGUGGAGGAGGGAAAUGCUUUGGAUAACAUCGCCAGCCAAAGAGCAACAACUGUUUACCUGGUUCAGAAGGUGAUCCCCAUGCUGCCCAGGCUGCUGUGUGAAGAGCUGUGCAGUCUGAAUCCUCUCACUGACAGACUCACCUUUUCUGUCAUUUGGGAAAUCACCCCAGAGGGAAAGAUCCUAAGUGAAUGGUUUGGCCGCUCAGUUAUCCGCUCCUGUGUGAAAAUGAGUUAUGACCAUGCUCAGAGCAUGAUUGAGGCGCCAGAGAAGCUAUUUACUGCUGAGGAGCUACCUCCUGUGGCCCCUGAACACCCCAUUGAUGAGAUUCAUCAAGCUGUUCUCAACCUACACACCAUUGCCAAGAACCUGCGAGCUCAGCGCUUCUCGGGAGGAGCCCUUAGACUGGAUCAGUUAAAACUGGCGUUCACCUUGGACAAAGAGACCAUGAUGCCCCAAGGAUGCUUCAUUUACCAGUACAAAGACAGCAACAAAUUGGUCGAGGAGUUCAUGCUCUUAGCUAACAUUGCAACAGCCAACCACAUCUACCGCAAGUUCCCCCAGCUUGCCAUGCUCAGAAGACACCCUCCACCCAAAGCAAAGAUGGUGGAUGAGCUGCAGGAGCUCUGUGACCAGCUGGGCAUCGACAUUGAUCUGUCCUCUGCAGGAGCACUGCACAAGAGUCUCAACACUUCUCUCGGUGAUGAUGAGUACACAACUGCCAGAAAAGAAGUCCUCACUCACAUGUGCUCCAGACCAAUGCAGAUGGCAAUAUAUUUCUGUUCUGGUGCACUUCAAGAUGAGCAGUUGUUCAAGCACUACGCCCUGAACGUUCCUCUCUACACUCACUUCACGUCACCCAUCAGACGCUACGCUGACAUCAUCGUUCACCGUCUACUGGCUUCUUCUCUAAAGUGUGGGCCUCAUCUGGGACUGUCAACAGAAGAAGUCCAAAAACAGGCAUCACAUUGUAAUGACAAGAAAACCGUGUCAAAGAGAGUCCAGGAGCUCAGCUCAGAGCUUUUCUUUGGAGUGUUUGUAAAGGAAUGUGGUCCUCUGGACUCUGAAGCUAUGGUGAUGGGGGUGCUGGAUCAGUCCUUUGAUGUGCUGGUUCUACGAUAUGGAGUACAAAAACGCAUCUACUGCAAGUCCAUUACGGGUCUGGACUCGUUUCACCAUCGUAAGGUGGGGAAGAAAUCUGAGCUAACUCUGGUCUGGGCAUCAGAGGACCCAGAGAAACCUCCAGUGGAGCAGGUUAUUUCAAUCUUCACAUUAGUGGAGGUGCAGCUCAAAGCAGAUGAGGCACCAAUGAAGUACAGCGCUGUGCUGAGGAGACCUGAGGAGCACGGAUCCUAAACACUAAAAUGGGCCAUACAGCACAAAACCUUCUAUGAACAUUUAGAUUUGCACUCUCUUUUGUUCAUGGGUGGAAAUUAUGUGUAGUUUAGAGCCAGUAUUACUGUGGUAAACUAGGUAAUCAUCCAUCAGGCUAGAGUUGGAUCUCAAAUAGGAAUCCAUAACACAUUUCCUUUUCGGCUUGAAGCCCUUCAGUGUGUUUUUACAUGUUGGCUCACCCUCUACAAACAGGUCUAUUAAUGCUGCCACUUUUCAGACUUACUGUGUUUGAAGUUUAGAACUUCAUUAGUGAGGGAAUAAUUCUGUGGUGUCAUUAAUUUGUGAUAUAUGUGGAAGUCUGCAAUUAUUGACAUGAACAUUUAACCGUCACUUGCAUAGAGUAUGAAACACAAGGGGACUUUUAUUCCUUCAAAAUAAUAGGAAUAGUGAGAGUAAAAGAGUUAAAAGUCUGCCUUGAUAUGCUUUGGAAGUGGUGAACAGUAUGACCUGUGAUUUGAAGUAGGGGUGUUUUAAUUGUGUAAAAGCUGCUAACUGUAUCUGUGCCCUGUUUGACUCAGUAAGGGUCAUGACUUUUAUCAUAGGGAGUGUACAAGUUAAGUAUGACUCUGGUGUAACAGUAAAAGACAGAAAAGGUAGCAAGCAUGUUUCACUUUGCUUGCAGAUUGCUUUAUUUAGUGAGAGUGAGUGAUAACUGACGUACAAAGUCUAACGUUUGAAAACUGAACAGUUCUGAUUUUACAUCAGUUAGGAUUGUGGGCGUAUGGCUUUGUGCUUUAUAAAGCAACAGGCUGAAGCGCUUCUGUAGCUUAUUUAUGUGGCUUUAUUUAAUGGCUUUCAGUCGUCAUCGUCAUGUAUAAUUUACAGAGAGGGGGUUCAUUAGUAGAAAUACUGCUUAGAUAGCAGGGUAAAAGAGUAUCAGCAUUAAUAGGAUAAAAAAAAAACAACUACGCAUCAGCCAUAACUUUUUAUUAUUGCUGUCUGUAUUUAUAGUUUUAUUCAGGAAGAGUUUCUUAGAUUUCUCUGUGAUGUAAAUGAAGGAGACCCUCACUGUCACAGUGAUGGAGAACAGCACUGGACUUUACAUUCAAUUAAAACUCAUAAAAAAGUGGGUCUGAUAGGAAUAACACAGUAUUACAGACCUAUCUGAGGUACAUUUUCUGUUUUUAAUGUGCUUAUCAAGAAACAUAACAUAAUCAACUCAUUUUUAUUGUUUUUAAUACAAACAUGGGAAUGACUUGAAUGUUAAAUGCUGCUGAAAAUAGCCAGUGGCCUUGGAUCUUAACUGUAUUUUUUUCCUUAUCUUGAAGUGCUUCCAACUGUAAGAUUUUGUUGUUUUGUUUUGUGUAGCUCAGAUUGACUUGUUCAGCACUAAUAAUUCAUGGACCUCAUUAAUGUCAACUGUGAAUUGAGCCUUAAUUCAAUGAAAUUGAGAUAAAACUAAACAUCAGUGCAGCUGCACAUUUAACUUGUUUUUGACCUUUUUUUUGUUUAGAGUCAGUGUGCCUCUGUCAGUUUCUCACUUGUUCAGUUUUACAUUUAACAGUGCCACAAAAAGUCAUACAGAUUGGCUGCUUAAUCUGCAAGAAUAUGUUCUUAUUUUUGGACAUGAACUGGAUUUUUAUUUGACUUGUUUUUAGGUUCUUAGAAGAAGACUAUGUUUGUUUUGGGGUUAUUUUGCUUUAAGAGGAUGGAUGGUUUUCCAUGAGCUUUACAUAAGUUAAGUACUUCUGCAGACAUGUCCUGUUUUUAGAGUGUUGUUCUGCAAUAAGGAUUAAGGAAAUUAAUUAUAAACUAGCAUUUGAAAUAGAAUUUAAUGUAGUAUCUGUUUUUUUUCUUUACAAAGUUAUAUUGUAACAUGUAACUUUGAUUGUGGUCAGUGUUUAAAGAGCAUUUGUUCUCUGCCUCACAACAUACAGGAUAAAAAGAUGUCUGUCUGUGUCUGAAGGAAAUAAAUGUACUUGAAAUCCAGCAGGGGGAAACUCAAUCACACUGUAUUUCCUCUUAUUAUUGGUCAGAUGAUCACCCAUUAACAGC
This is a messenger RNA of Cheilinus undulatus (humphead wrasse), 5289 nucleotides long. It is a transcript of the gene dis3l2, whose product is annotated as DIS3 like 3'-5' exoribonuclease 2. Gene Ontology annotation, biological process: miRNA catabolic process. The coding region runs from base 106 to 3255 and encodes 1049 amino acids. Gene Ontology annotation, cellular component: exosome (RNase complex); P-body. NCBI's taxonomy places the organism in Eukaryota, Metazoa, Chordata, Actinopteri, Labriformes, Labridae. The record is from RefSeq and is a predicted model, not a curated record. The transcript is spliced from 21 exons. Gene Ontology annotation, molecular function: 3'-5'-RNA exonuclease activity; RNA binding.